UUCAUGAAUACUCGUUCAAAGAGAGUUAGUGAUUUCAGGUUUAUCUAAAUCAAAUCUCAUAUCUUUCUUUGAUCUCUUCAAUCUCUCUUUCUGAAAAACCAUGUCUUGCUGCGGAGGAAAGUGUGGCUGCGGAGCUGGCUGCAAGUGCGGCAGUGGCUGCGGAGGCUGCGCCAACUAUGCUGACAUCACAGAGCAGAGCUCUGCCUCUGAGACUCUUGUCAUGGGUGUCGUGGGAACACAGAAAGUGAACUAUGGAGAGGCUGAAGCCGGUGUGGCUACCGAGGGAGGCUGCAAUGGCUGCAAGUGUGUCAACUGCACCUGCGACCCUUGCACUUGCAAGUGAGCGAGGCCUUGAAGCCUUCAUGGAGUCUGGUGCUUCUAUUAGAAAAGCUUGAUAAUAAUCUAUAAUAGUUUCUUUCUGUGUGUGUGGCUCUGAUUCUGAAGGUGUUUUUUAGAAUUGUGUUUCAGAAUAAAGUAGUUGUGGCUCGUCGUCUUUGUGCGGAUCUUACUAGGCUAGGAUUUGUGAAGGGUCAUGGCUGCUUAUUAUCUGUGUGUAUAAACUUGGUAUCUAUGUGUGUGAGGAAUUAGUGUAAGUUCUAUGAUUAUAAUGGAAUGAAAACUACCUCCUCUCUUUAGUCCUUA
Molecule: messenger RNA, 642 nt
Organism: Rosa rugosa (rugosa rose)
Lineage: Eukaryota; Viridiplantae; Streptophyta; Magnoliopsida; Rosales; Rosaceae
Product: metallothionein-like protein type 2 MET1
Exons: 3
Coding region: 101-343 (80 amino acids)
Molecular function (GO): metal ion binding
Source: RefSeq, a predicted model, not a curated record